UGGCACUAGCAUGACAAAGCCGAAGUUAUGAGAAUGUGAAGCUCUUGCGACCGACCCUCGUGUUCUAGAUGGUCUCUUCGCGGUAAAGCUCGAGCAGCGAAGAAGACGAAGAUGGGAGGAUUGCUCCUGACUCUGAUGGUGCUGCUGGCGAUGGCUGCAGUUCGUACUGGAGCUCAAAACAGCAGCGUCGAGGCAAGAGCCUUCCUUCCAAAGCUAGACUUUUUCGUUAGUACUUCGGUUGUUUGUUCGUUUUUUCGUUCACGGCAGCUAGCGAUGGGAGAUUUGCUGGGGACUUUUAUCGGAGCUUCUUCGUCUCUAAACGUAUGGAACCCAAAUGUGGAGAUGACGAACGAGUACAGUGCCUCGCAAAUCACUUUGGUCUCCAGCAACCUGACAAACCUCAUUGAAAUUGGCUGGCACGCAAGUACCUUUGCUUCUUUGGUAAAGUUUCUCUCUUUUCUCUUUUACCAGGUCUAUCCUCUACUGUACGAGGACAAUGAAACUCAUCUCUUUGUUCGCUGGACGAUACUCGAUGAAAGCGGCCGGAUUGGAUGCUUCAACACCAAUUGCCAGGGAUUUAUCCAAACCUCUACCAACAUAAUUGUGGGACUCACACUGGACAACAUGGUCUCGGAUUUAAAUGGAACGCAGUACACUACGGCUCUGGCUGUUCUCAAGGAUGGUCAAGGAGAUUGGUGGGUCUACAACGAUAACGAGAAAGUUGGAUACUUCCCUUUCGGCCUGUUACCCGAGAUGGACAGCGGAGGAGCCGCUAUCGUCUCUUUCGGUGGCCGAGUCUUAAACAAGUGGAACGAGAACCGCCACACGUACACCGAGAUGGGCAGUGGCUUCUUCCCUCUCGCAGGCUACGGCUUUUCUGCUUUCCAAGUCGAUCUCGUCGUCACGGAUGCUGACAACGUAACAACGAAACUGGUUGGCGAGCAUCUCAUACAGCUUACCUUUGACAACGUUGGCGAUUGCUACUAUACGUACGUCGAGCAGCGGACUGGAAGGCUCUACUUUGGUGGCACCGGCUACAAUCCCAGAUGCCAGACGACCACCUGAUAGAUCUUUGUAAGAAUCCUUCGCUUAAGGUACCCUCCCUCUAUGGAGUUUUUCUC
Messenger RNA from Selaginella moellendorffii, 1121 nucleotides. RefSeq lists its product as uncharacterized. The record is from RefSeq and is a predicted model, not a curated record. Bases 112 to 1065 code for a protein of 317 amino acids. The transcript is spliced from 3 exons. Lineage: Eukaryota; Viridiplantae; Streptophyta; Lycopodiopsida; Selaginellales; Selaginellaceae.